This is a messenger RNA of Schizosaccharomyces japonicus yFS275, 612 nucleotides long. Its product is annotated as PPPDE peptidase family protein. The transcript has a single exon. NCBI's taxonomy places the organism in Eukaryota, Fungi, Ascomycota, Schizosaccharomycetes, Schizosaccharomycetales, Schizosaccharomycetaceae. The coding region runs from base 1 to 612 and encodes 203 amino acids. The record is from RefSeq and is a predicted model, not a curated record. Gene Ontology annotation, molecular function: peptidase activity.
AUGGAAGUUUAUAUUAAUGUUUAUGAUAUUUAUCUGCGUGGAUUUCUAUCGAACAUGGCCUGGAGCUGUGGAACGGGCGUGUACCACUCUGGUUUUGUCAUUGAUGAUAAAGAGUUUGCAUAUGGAGCACAUGAAAUCCCAGACAAGACCGGUGUCUUUAUCCUCCCACCCAAGACCGAGCUGGAGAACCUUACGUGGCGCUGUCGAAUCGAUUUACCUCCUUGUGAGCUGCCUCGAGAAACCGUCACGCAAAUCAUCGCUCAACUGUGUGAGGAGUUCCAAGGAACAGCGUACUCGUUGCUUGAGCGCAAUUGCAACCACUUCACGGAUGCCAUGGCAUUUGCGUUGACUGGACAGCACGUUCCAUCCUAUCUAAAUCGCGUGGCUCGGAUUGGCGUUAAGCAUCCACAACUUACCAAGGCAGUUUUAGACUUCAAGGUUUGGCUAGACUCGAAACAAAACGACGAAUCCGAUUCAGAUGACGAUGAAAUUGUACUUAUUCCCAGUGCGUCCCGACGAAAACUUGCUCGUCUCUCGACGAUCCAAAGUGUUCCUCGUGCCCACACGAGACAUCUACGCACAAGCUCUAAUAGCCUUUGGAAGGAAAACUAA